Molecule: messenger RNA, 2122 nt
Organism: Octopus sinensis (East Asian common octopus)
Lineage: Eukaryota; Metazoa; Mollusca; Cephalopoda; Octopoda; Octopodidae
Product: hippocampus abundant transcript 1 protein
Exons: 14
Coding region: 106-1671 (521 amino acids)
Biological process (GO): transmembrane transport
Cellular component (GO): membrane
Molecular function (GO): transmembrane transporter activity
Source: RefSeq, a predicted model, not a curated record
CCCGUGCCUGUUAUCACCUUUGACGUCAGUUAUGGUGUUAGACUCCAGAUACAUUUCUUUUUCUUCACCACGGAUAUGUUGUCAAUCGCUCGUAUAAGCUGAUAAAUGGUUAUGACUAGCAAAAAAAAGAAACGAGCUCCCAGCAAUGCGAACUGGAGUCGGAAAAACGCUGUUAAAGAUAACGAUAAGCUACUGAAAAAAAAUGAACCGACAGGCUCAAAGAAUUUUGAAAAGAAAUCUAUUGAAUAUGACGAUGCAAAGUCUGGAUUACGGCAACCUAGUAUAUACCAUGCCUUAGUGAUUAUAUUUUUAGAAUUCUUCUGCUGGGGGCUUCUCACAUCCCCCAUUAUUAAGGUCUUAAAUGACACAUUCCCUGAUCACACAUUUUUGAUGAAUGGACUUAUUCAAGGAGUGAAAGGUAUGCUCUCAUUCUUGAGUGCUCCAUUGAUUGGAGCCCUCUCAGAUGUUUGGGGUCGAAAACCUUUCCUGAUUCUAACAGUUUCCUUCACAUGUGCUCCAAUUCCACUGAUGAAGAUAAGUCCUUGGUGGUACUUCGCCAUAUUGUCCAUGUCAGGAAUAUUUGCUGUCACCUUUAGUGUUGUCUUUGCUUAUGUUGCUGAUGUUACUUCUGAGGAAGAGCGAAGUGUUGCUUAUGGACUGGUAUCAGCUACUUUUGCUGCCAGUUUAGUCACAAGUCCGGCCAUUGGGGCAUAUUUGGAGCGGCUGUACAGUGAUACUCUAGUGAUUUGGCUAGCGACGGCUGUAGCCGUGCUCGAUAUUUUGUUCAUAUUAGUUGCUGUCCCAGAAUCCUUACCUGAAAAGUUACGCCCUGCCAGCUGGGGUUCACAGAUUUCAUGGGACAAAGCCGAUCCCUUUGGUUCAUUGAAAAAACUUGGCAAAGACCGGCUUAUAUUAAUGCUCUGUGUAGCAGUCUUUUUAUCAUACCUGCCUGAAGCUGGAGAGUACUCCUGUUUCUUUGUGUAUUUAAGAUUGGUCAUGGGAUUUUCUGCUGAAGAAGUCGCCUCUUUCAUAGCUGUUGUUGGUGUUUUAUCUGUAGUCGCACAAACAUUGGUUCUCACUCUGCUAAUGAGAUAUCUUGGAUAUAAACAUUCUAUUAUGUUUGGUCUAGUCUUUGAAAUGGUCCAACUUGCCUGUUAUGGAUUUGGAUCUCAGACUUGGAUUGUUUGGUGUUCAGGUGCUAUUGCCGCCAUGUCCAGUAUCACCUACCCUGCCAUCAGCUCUUUUGUAUCUGCUCAUGUCUAUGCUGACCAACAAGGGGUUGCUCAAGGCAUGGUUACAGGCAUUCGUGGUUUGUGUAAUGGGCUUGGCCCGGCCCUGUACGGCUUCAUUUUCUAUUUAUUCCAUGUUGACCUGAAUGACAUGGCUGAAUCCAACAAAAAGAAACCAGUUCCUUUAAACAUUUCAUCUCAUUCCACCACAACUAAUACCCUAUUGAAUGUUGUACCAGGUCCACCAUUUGCCUUUGGAGCAAUUCUGGUCAUUUUAGCAUUGUUAGUCACAGUAUUUAUCCCUGAUAAUCCUCAUCAAAAAGGGAUGAGUUCACCAACCAAGAGAGUAUUAACUCAUGAUUCAUUCUCAAAGGAUAUAGGUAGUAAAAAGUACGAAAAAGAACCUUUGAUGGUUGAUAGUGAUAUAGAAAUUCAGACGUAGGAAUGGAAGAACUUUUGUGGACACCAACCUUCAAUGUUUUAGAAGUAAAAGAAAAAGGACGCUUGCAAUAAUAAAUUGGCUGUUUGUUAUCCGAGUAAUUCGACCUGUUGAUUGAUCAAUCAAUCAAUCACUUUAUUAUUACUCGGGUAAAAAAUAAAAUAAAAGGAUGUUAUUGUAAUUGUAUACAAAGUCCAAGGGAGAUAACACUGAAAGCAAUAUUGGCUUUCUUUUUGUUAUUAUCCAUAAUUAAUUCCCUUGACAAGUGAACAGCUUGGUUAUUUUAAGACGCAUUCAAAAAGAUUGAUUGUGAUAUGUGAAAAAGAAAAAUUUGAGAUUAAAAUUGGAAGGAAAUGGGGGAGAUAAAAGAAAGGACAGACGAAAUAACAUGGAAUGGAAAAAGAAACUAACAGAAAACCCCCAAAAAACAAAAAAAUCCAAACAAAAAAAAACA